This is a messenger RNA of Acanthochromis polyacanthus (spiny chromis), 2860 nucleotides long. RefSeq names its product POC1 centriolar protein A (gene poc1a). Bases 173 to 1585 code for a protein of 470 amino acids. Gene Ontology annotation, cellular component: centriole; ciliary basal body. The transcript has 11 exons. Lineage: Eukaryota; Metazoa; Chordata; Actinopteri; Pomacentridae. Gene Ontology annotation, molecular function: protein binding. Gene Ontology annotation, biological process: cilium assembly. The record is from RefSeq and is a predicted model, not a curated record.
CAACUAGCAGCUAGCUGUAAGCUAACAUUAGCGUGCCGGUGAGCUAAACGGCAGGGUAUUGUUUAUUCCGCUCGUACUAAUACCAGAAUAAAGCACAGUUAUAGUUCGGCUGUAACUUUUAAAACAGCAGCAAGUCGUUCUUACCGGUGUUUGUCUCCGCUAUCAGGGAAAAAUGACUUCUGCACUGUCUGAUCCAACCCUAGAGAGACAUUUUAAGGGCCACAGAGACACUGUGACAAGUGUGGACUUCAGCUGCAACAUGAAGCAGAUCGCCACGGGUUCUAUGGACUCGUGUGUGAUGAUCUGGAACAUGAAGCCUCAGAUGCGAGCGUAUCGCUUUGAUGGACACAAAGAUGCCGUCACUUCAGUUCAUUUUUCUCCCUCUGGCCACCUGGUGGCCUCCGCUUCCAGAGACAAGACUGUACGUCUCUGGGUGCCCAGCAUGAAGGCUGAGUCAACAGUAUUCAGAGCUCACACUGCAACCGUGCGCAGCGUUAACUUUUCUGGGGACGGACAGACUCUGGUCACUGCUUCUGACGACAAGACCAUCAAAGUGUGGACCGUCCACAGGCAAAAGUUCCUCUUCUCUCUCAACCAGCACAUCAACUGGGUUCGCUGUGCCAAGUUUUCUCCAGACAAUCGUUUGAUUGUGUCAUCCAGUGAUGAUAAGACUAUAAAACUGUGGGACAAGAACAGCAGAGAGUGUAUUCAUUCUUUCUAUGAGCAUGCAGGUUAUGCAAACUAUGUGGACUUUCAUCCCAGUGGAACAUGCAUUGCUGCAGCCAGCACAGACAACUCUGUCAAGGUUUGGGACAUCAGAUCCCAUAAGAUGCUACAGCAUUACCAAGUCCACAGUGGUGUGGUGAACAGUUUGUCUUUUCACCCAGCUGGCAAUUUCCUAAUCACUGCAUCCAGCGAUUCCACAAUGAAAAUACUGGACCUUGUAGAGGGCAAACUGCUGUACACACUGCAUGGACACCAGGGUCCAGUCACCUGUGUGGCCUUCUCUAGGACAGGUGAAUACUUUUCCUCUGGAGGCUCUGACGAACAGGUAAUGGUGUGGAAGAGCAACUUUGACAGUGCUGAAGGCAGCGGCGGUGUCAGACUGCAACAUAAAACAUCCUCCAGCCUGCAGACGCCACCAGCCAGCUCCACAGCUCGCUUCCCCCUUAACUCACAUCCAUCUGUGCUUCAUAGCCAGACUUCUGAACCAGCAGAGCAUUUUCACAGACAGGACUCUCAAAGUGCUGCCCACACUCAGAGCUGCAGUCGUAGUGGCAGCCACAGCAGAGCAAAUCAUUCCCACACCUACAAAACCCCCAGUAUCAGUUCCUCCUCUACACACCGGACACAAGGUUUGCAGCAACAGCCACGCCAGGAAGAAUCACAGUCCCAUGCUUCAGAUGGAGGGGUCCCCCCUGGUCUAGCAAACGCCCUCGAACACAUCAUAGGUCAACUGGAUAUUCUCACCCAGACGGUUUCAAUCUUGGAGCAGCGGCUGACGCUGACAGAGGACAAGCUCAAGGAGUGUUUGGAGAACCAAAUGGAGAUCGGUUUACAUCUCCAGAGGAGAGAGGAGCCUUAAAGAUGGCGGCAUCAGAGAGAGUGUGAGCUGCGCUGUGGUGUGGGGGGAAAACAUGAUCACAUCAACACCAUAGACAGGAGUUUACGCAUUGAGUUGCUGUUAAAAAUAUGAGGUUUCAGUCACACAUUCACACAUAAAGCAAGGACCGGGCCUUAAAUGCACACGGAGCCUCACUGCUGAUGACUGAUGUACUGUUUCUGGUUAUUUCACAAAGAGAUCAGAAGAGAAGGAGGUGAAUAUUAGAGAAGUUCCUCUACAGCAGUGCUGAGCGCACAGUCUCUUUUCUGCUGACAAAGGACCUGCAGCUACUAGUCACUGUGUGAGUGUGUGAGAGAGAGAGAGUGUGUGUGCCUGUUUAAAAGUGACAACACAUGCAGGGGACUUUCAUGCUUGCCUAUGCACUGCGCAUUGAUUGGUGUUUCAGUUUGUCUCACGCAGAAUGACAUCAGUGGCCGUAUGUGUAUGUAAACUACCAAACUGUUCAUCGGCAGAGUCGUCAUUCUAGUUGUCAUUUUUCAGAUAGAGAAAAAUGGCAACAAUCACAAUCAGCCAGAAGUUGGUGUUUCUCACUGGGUUCAUUCUGCAAAGAUUCACUGAUUUUUAUUCGUCUUCCAUCUUUAGUAGUGCCUUUAUUUCUCCAACAUGAAGAAAGUCUCAAAUGCACAAAAAGUCUGGUCUUUGUCCAGGCUGGUAAGUUCAAGACAGUUCGGGGUCAUUUUGAAGGAAAAGUCUGUAAUUUUGUUGCUGUCAACAGCUCCCAAGACCAAAACCGCCGUGCACUGAUGCUACUAACAGGUAUUGUCUGUGUGGCGAAAGCUCAAUGCAGCUUAUUCCUCUGUGUCCUAGACCUCUAUUGUUGUCCAACAGCUGUUAAAAACACAUCAGUGAGCCGCACUGAAUAAUAUGCUCGUUCAUUACUGCAGGGAUGCCUGUAUUUUCUGUACAGCACCUGUGAAGCACCUUGUUUACUUCCCAACUUCCUUAGUUUUAUUCCAAGGGGUCAUUGAGUUUAGUGCCAUCGACAGGGCUGGGGAAGUAAGAAAGAUUUUCAAGGGAAUCAGUGACAACAAGAAAAAUUAAAAGAAAUAUCAGCCUCAGACUUUGAAAUAGAAUAAUAAUAGUGCUAUAUGUAUUGGUUGUAAGUCAGAUUUAGAUUUUUUUAAUGCCGUUCGAAAGAUAAUCAUUUUGAUUCGUCCCAGUUCAUUUUGUGUCUAAACUUUUAUACUCUGACAGAAACAUAUUGUGUAUAUUUCUUAAUAAAUGUUUUAAACUCUG